Messenger RNA from Teleopsis dalmanni, 1509 nucleotides. RefSeq lists its product as uncharacterized. NCBI's taxonomy places the organism in Eukaryota, Metazoa, Arthropoda, Insecta, Diptera, Diopsidae. The coding region runs from base 1 to 1509 and encodes 502 amino acids. Gene Ontology annotation, molecular function: nucleic acid binding. The record is from RefSeq and is a predicted model, not a curated record. Gene Ontology annotation, biological process: DNA integration. The transcript has a single exon.
AUGUUAAGGUGGUCGUUAAAGUUAGGCGCUUACCAGUACGAGAUUAAAUUCCGAGAAGGGAAACAUCACCAGAAUGCAGAUGCAUUGAGCCGGUUACCUUUAAAUGAUGUAAAGCUACAAAUACCGGAAAUACCUGAAAUAUUAUACUGCAAUGAGGCUGAGGAACAGUUUUUAAUCACUGCGAAAGAAAUUGCACAAGCAACCAGAAGAGAUCCAAUACUAUCAAAAGUAAUGUGGCAUAUCCAAAGGAAAGAUACAGUUUUGCCAUAUAAAUCAAUCCAGUUUAAACCGUUUGUGAAUAAAAUCCAGGAACUAUCAGUGAAUGCACAAUGUUUGUUAUGGGGAGCCAGGGUAAUAAUACCAGCAACACUACGUCCCAGAAUACUUGAGAUGUUGCACGAAGUUCAUCAAGGCAUGUCGGCAAUGAAAGCAGUUGCGCGAAGCUAUUUUUGGUGGCCUGGUUUAGAUGAAGAUAUAGAAAUGUUAGCCAGACGUUGUGAAAAGUGUGCAUGUAACAAAAAGAAUCCUCCAGUAGCAGCAGGUAAACCAUGGCCAGCAACGCUAAGGCCAUGGUCACGGUUACAUAUUGAUUAUGCGGGACCCUUUAUGGGUACAAAUUUUUUUAUCGUCGUAGAUGCUCAUAGCAAGUGGGUAGAGGUAAAAAUAACCAGUAAAAUAAAUGCGAUUAGAACAAUCGAGUUAAUGAGAGAAAUAUUUGCAACACAUGGUAUACCAGAUACCAUUGUGUCCGAUAAUGGGCGAACGUUUGUGUCAGAAGAAUUUGAGAAAUAUUUAAAACUUAGCGGUAUAAAGCACAUACGUACGGCACCGUAUCAUCCAUCGUCAAACGGGCAAGCAGAAAGGUUUGUACAAACCAUUAAGAAUCACCUUAAGAAAAUGCAGUCUUCAGACAUCAGUAAGAAUUUGGCAAAUAUACUUUUGCAUCUGCGUACAACUCCUAAUGCAAAUUCAAAUUUGAGUCCAGCAGAAAUCUUGAUGGGAAGGAAGUUGAAAACAUUGUUAGAUCAUUUGCACCCCAGUGAUCACAACACUCAGAAGCAGCUAAAUUCUGAUGAGUAUUCCAAACAAAUAAAACCAGUUCGCAGUUUCCAGUGUGGUGAAAGUGUUUGGUACCGAAAUUUUGGAAGAGGUGAAAAGUGGAUGCCAGGGAUUAUACAAUCAACAGGAGAUCGCAACUACAAAAUUCAAUCAAAUAGUGACAUAUUGUCGAGACAUAUUGACCAGUUGCAUAAGCGAGUUUCGGAGACACCGACAAGGUUAGAAUCCAAUAUAACUCCAGUAGCAGUAACUUCAGUGGCACAACCGGAAGAGCAAGACGACCAAGUAAGUGCAGGUCAGUCAUCAAAUGAAUAUAUCCUGCCAGAUAGUCAAGUAGAGGGGUCAUUAGAAGAAAAAGAUAAAAGAGAUGAAACAUUAAAAUCGCGACCGUACCGGCAGAGGCAACCGCCAAAAAGGUUACGGGACUAUUUGAUGGGGGAGGAACUGUAG